Lagenorhynchus albirostris (white-beaked dolphin) is the source of this 1098-nucleotide messenger RNA. RefSeq names its product UDP glycosyltransferase family 3 member A2 (gene UGT3A2). Gene Ontology annotation, molecular function: UDP-glycosyltransferase activity. The record is from RefSeq and is a predicted model, not a curated record. NCBI's taxonomy places the organism in Eukaryota, Metazoa, Chordata, Mammalia, Artiodactyla, Delphinidae.
AUGGCGGGGCAGCAGGCGCUGCUUCUAGUCGGAUUCCUACUGCCUGGCCUCCUCCUCUCAGAGGCUGCCAAAAUCCUAACUCUGUCCCUGGUGGGUGGAAGCCAUUUUCUACUGAUGAAUCGGGUCUCUCAGAUUCUUCAAGAUCAUGGUUGUAAUGUCACCAUGCUUCUCCAGAGAGGAAAUUUAUUGCCACCAGGUUUUACAGAGGAGGAGAAAUCAUACAAAGUUAUUAACUGGUUCCUACCUGAAGACGAUAACAAAGAAUUUAAGAAGUCUUUUCAUUUCUUUAUGGAAGAAACUUUUGAGGGCAGAAGCACAUUUGAACACGUUUUAGCUAUUUUGGAGCAACUAGGGCUUCCGUGCAGUCAUUUGCUAAGGAGAAAUGAUACUGUAAAUUCUUUAAAGAAUGAGAACUUUUGGGCUUCCCUGAACUUUGACCUGGUGAUAGUGGAAAGUUUUGACUACUGGCCUUUCUUGCUUGCUGAGAAGCUUGGAAAGCGCCCCCUGUCUUAUGUGUCAGUAUUCUAUUCCUUGUUAACUGACCACAUGGACUAAUGGGGCUGAGUAAAGAAUUCCCUGAUGUUCUUUGAUGUUCCUGAUUUUGCAACAGGGCACCCUCACGUUCACCUUUUUGUCACUCAUGGUGGGAUAAAUAGUGUCAUGGAGGCCAUCCAACAUGGCCUGCCCAUGGUGGAGAUUCCCCUCUUUGGAGACCAGCCUGAAAACCUGCUCCAAGUAGAUGUCAAAAAUUUCGGUGUCUCCAUCCAGUUAAAGCAGAUCAAGGCUGAGACAUUGGCUCUGAACAUGAAGCAAGUCAUAGAGGACAAGAGGCAGAAAUCUGCCAUGGUCGACACCAGCAUCAUGAAGCGCUCCCACCCCCUGACCCCCAGCCAGUGGCUGGUGGGCUGGAUCAACCACAUCUUGCAGACAGCGGGUGCGGCUCACCUCAAGCCCCACACCUUCCAGCAGCCGCGGUGGCAUGAGCAGUACCUGCUGGACCUCUUCUCGUUCCUGCUGGCGGUCACCCUGGGCACCGCGUGGCUGUGUGGGCAGCUGCUGGGCCUGGUGGCCAGGUGCUGUGUGGGAUCAGGAAGCUAA